CAAAGGCAACAGGUUGUCCAUAGGGAAUUUUCCUUGCUGUCAAUAUUGGAGGUAAACUAAUCGUACUUCUAAUUUCGGAAGUGUUUGGAGUAUAUUCUUGGAAAAACAGUGAUAUUAAAAAGACCUUCUGUACUUCCGAGUGGCGACUUUUGCAGUCGGAAUUCACCGGUAAUCUCACAGGAAGUAGACAUGAGCUCCCUCAGCGCAGACCGGAAGCCCCCUCUGGACUACGGCGUCCAAAUCCGCUUCAUCAAAGACCUGGACGACACGGGCGGGGGCUACGGCGAACGCGGCAGGGCCAAUGGCGGCAGGGCCAACGGCGGCAGGGCCAAUGGCGCCGGCGCCGGCACCGGCGGAGGGGGGGCAGGGGCGGCCGUCACCCCUCCCUCGUCGCGGUACGGCGUGGCGGUGCGCGUGCAGGGCAUCUCCGGUCAGCCGUACGUGGUGCUGAAGGACGGAGAGAAGGGCGACUCGUACGGCGUGCAGCUCAAGAGCCACCCCCAGGCCCUGAGCCCCGUGCCCCCGGGCAGCGGCGGAGGAGGAGGAGGAGGAGGAGGGGGGUCGUUGUCCAGCCGCAGCUCCCCGCUACCCAGCCUGCCCAGCAUCUCCAGCCCCCGGCCGUCCCCGGACCCCCGGUCGCUCUCCGCCACGCCCAGCUCCCCGGAGGAGGAGCCCGUGGGCCGGUUCGGCAGCCCGUCCAGACGGCCCCCCGGAGACGGGCAGGCGGUGGGCCAGGGCGAGGCCCUCGAGGAGCGGACGAUGGAGACUCCGCUGCGCCCUGCUGCGUCGGCGCCGCGCCGUCCACCGGCGGUGACCAAUGGGGUGGAGAGCAAAAGCCUGGAAGGGCUGACGGAGGGCGGGCUUAAGAAGGUGGGGCUGAAGGGGAUUGGACGAGAGGACCAGGACUCCUUCCCAGAGCCGCCUCCCCCCGUGGCCUUUGAGGAAGAGCCGGUGCAGGCCAUCGACACCAAGUCGCUGGCCCCCAUCAACAAGCUCAUCAGUAGAUUCAAUGCUACCGAACCGGCCUCCACGCCGCCUGCCACUACCGCUAGCGGCGCUAGCCAGACUCAGCCACGGGGGCGCUCGGGCGCCAGGGUGCGGCUCCGCUUCGACGAGAGGCGCCGCUCGCGCAGCCUGGACUCGCGGAAAGACCUGGACGAAGACAGCAGGCCCCGCAAGUCCCCGUCCCCGACCUUUAACCCCUACGGCCCCUCCCUCGUCUCGUCCUCGUCCUCGUCCUCUCUCGCCUCCAACCCGCCCUACAACAGCCUGGGCCGCAAGUCCGCCACGGUCGCCAAGGCAACACCUGUCUCCGCCCCCAAACCAGUGCCCUUCUCUCAGCCUCGGAAACCGCCGGUGAUUCCAAAAAAGCCAAUGACCCCUGACCUCCUGCGGAACAGGACCCACAGUCUGGAGCUGACCAAUGGGGAAGAGUUGGACAGCAAACAGACCAUCCUCAGCAUCCUUAAAGAGGGCUCCACGGAGAGUGAGGCGUCCCUGAAGCGUAAAGCUGCCCUGAUCCAGGAGAGGCUGGGUGGGGUCAAGAGUUCCUCCACUGAAGCUGAACUGGAGAACGAACGUCUGAAGCAGCAACUGGAACAGAGCCAGAAAGACCUCCAGCAGGCCAAUAAACAAUUGGCUGCCGCGAGGAGGGAACAGGAAGGGGCGGAGUCUCGGCUGCAGCAGCAGGAGGAUCAGCUGGCCCAGCUACAGGAGGAGCUGAGAGGAGUCUCCGAAAACACACCUCACACAGAGACGCUUCAGACGGAGUUAGUGUCGGUGCAGGCGGAACUGUCCGAUGCGGCCAUGCAGCGGCAGCGGCUGGAGGAGUCGCUACGGCAACGGGAGCGUGAGCUGACCGCCCUGAAGGGGGCGCUGAAGGACGAGGUGGCGUCUCACGACCGCGAGAUGGAGGCCCUCAAGGAGCAGUACAGCCAGGACCUGGACACACUCCGCCAGAGCAUGGAGAACGUGUCUCAGACCCAGCAGGAGAUGGAGGAUGAGAGGGAGCGAGUGAACAGCUCAGUGAUGGCUCUGGAGGAGGAGCUGGAGGGCAGCGUGGCCAAGGAGCAGCACUGGAGGACGCAGCUGCACUCCACCUCGCAGGAAGGGGUUGGUCAGCGCAGAGUGCCUAGAACACUGCAUAAGGUGCAGGAGGAGAAGAAGGAGAUGGAGGAACGACUGAAACAGAUGUCCGUGUCGGAAGAGAAGAGCACUCUGCUGCAGGAGCUGCAGAGCUGCCGUGGCGACCUGAAGCGCGUUGAAGCAGAGCUGGACCAGCAGAGGGCGGAGUCGGCGAGGAAAGAGGAGGAGCUUAGGGCCACCAGGACAACCAGUGAGGAGCGGGAGGAGAAGCUGAAAGCUGAGAUUGACAGCUGGAAAGAGCAAUCACAGAAGAACCUGGAGGAGCUGGAAAAGGCACUAGAGAAGGCCAAGCAGACCCCGGUCAGCUCCUCCCCGGACCUGGGCGCCAGCCUGGAGCUGCAGGAGGCCAACACACGCCUCAGAGAGAGACUGGCCCGCAUGUCGCGUCUCCACUCCACCUCGGGCGGCGGCAGCUCGGAGGCGGAGCAGGCCCUGGAGGAGGAGAACCGGAGCCUGCGCGGGCAGCUGGAGGAGGCCCGGCGAGGAGCCUCCCGCGCGGGGCAGGAGCGGGACGAGCUGAGCCGGCGGCUGGAGGAGCGCGAGCGCGAGAGGGAGGUGCUGCGCCGGGGCAAGAGCGACCUGGAGGAGCAGAAGAGGCUGCUGGACCGCGCUCUGGAGAAGAUUAACAAGGAGAUGGAGCUGAUGAUGGGGGACUCGCGCCAGUCGGUGCAGACGCUGCAGUCCCAGCUGGACGAGUUCAGGGAUCGCUCGCGGAGAGACCUGCAGGACGCACAGCGCCUCAGCAAGGACCGACUCACCGAGCUGCAGAGAGCACAGGCCUCCAACAAGAGCCUACAGGAGGAGGUGUCUCGUCUGAAGCGGGAGCUGCUGACCAGUGCAGAGGAGCGGGACAGCGCUCAGCUCGACCGGGACGUGAUGGCCGGCCGCCUCAAGCACCUGGAGAGCGAGCUGGAGUCGGAGAAGGGUUCCCAUAGCGACCGCGGACGAGAGAUACGCAGCCUAGAGGAUAAAGUAAAGAGUCUGGGAAUUGAGCUGGAUGAGGAGAAGACUGGCACUGAGCUCCUGAAUGAUCGCAUCGCCCGCAGCAGGGAGCAGGUUGAUCAGCUGCGUGCUGAUCUGAUGCAGGAGCGUUCGGCACGGCACGAUCUGGAGAUGGACAAGAGCGCCAUAGAGAGACAGGUGAAGGAGCUGAAGUCUCGUGUGGCGGAUAUGGAGGGCCAGAGUCGUCCCUCUGCUGGACACGCUCUUCUGGAGGCCAAAGUGCAGGAGCAGGAGGAACGGCUACGCAGUGAGGAGAGGGAGAAAGCCAGCAUCCAGGCCUCUCAGAGGAGGAUGGAGAGGAAGCUUAAGGAGGUGAACGCAACACUGGACCAGGAGCGACACAUUCAUGCAGAACAGAGAGAUCAGCUGCUGCUGCGUGUGAAGGCGCUGAAGCGUCAGAUGGACGAGAGCGAGGGGGAGGUGGAGCGGCUGGAGAACGUGCGCAGGAAGAUCCUCAGGGAGCUGGAGGAGCAGCAGGAGCUGCACGAGGCCCUCAAGACCAAAGUCACCACCCUGGAGGGAGAGCUCAAGAGGAAGGGGCAGCAGUCUCGACGGCCGACUCUGGGCACCUCCACUCUCAGCUCAGACGAGGAGGACGGUUACUACGACAACAACAGCAUCUCCUCCAUCCUGACGGAGUCGCAGCUUCAGACCACCAACUGCUAGAGAGGACCAGCACCGUCUCAUCACCUGAUCUGCUCCAGGGGUUUGGACAAAGAGACUUGGUGCUCAGGAGAGGCUGACUUGAUCUACCUGAGAUGGAGGACAGACAGAGGGGAGGAAUUCUAACGGACAGGUGGAAAAGACAAAAGCAUAAACAGCUCUGUUAUUAUUAUUUUUUUUUUCCAAAGUUCAAAGGUGAGUGUCCAAAUGAAAAAGGACCUGAAGAGUGAAGAACUGCCAAGUGCUCUUCAUCUCCCUCAUGCCACACAGCUCGAGUGAACUUUGACCUCUACGCAUAGACCCUGCUUUUCUCCCAUAAUGCUCUUGGAGUGGAGUGCUGUGGUUUCACUCGUGUCUUUGACAGCUCGAGCUCCAGGAGGUCUUCACCGGACAGUUUUCACGUCACAAUCUGCUGAAAGAGAUUAUUGACUUUUGUCUCCUUUUCACUCUAUUGAUGGAGAUGUUCCAGAAUGUAGAAUACGUUAUAUGAUACUACCGAUAUGUUUCACUCUUCCGAUAUUAUUUAGAUUAUGUUGCAUGACCUACUGUAACCAUAAGCUUUAAACACAUGUGGACUAUCAGAAACACUGCCGUGGUGGAGGCCCUUGAGCCAGAACCUGCAAAUAGUACUUUGUUAUGUUCUUUUAUAUAUUUAUAUGUUACUACAGGAUGUUUUCCUCUUUGCUCUGAAAUUUGUUGACCAAAAAACAUUCUGAUUCAGAAUGCAAAUAUGGUUUCGUCACUCUUUUAUCCACACCUGAGUUUGUGGGAAACCAGUUUCCUGUGCAUGUCCUAGUUUCCUCCGUUGGUGAGAGACAGGUGUUGCGUGUGUGGUGGGUCGGUCGGUGUGUUUGCCUGCAGCGUGAAUGUGUGAACUGUGUGAUGUGAUGUCUGUUGAAAAAUGAGUUCUAUAAUCAAACAUCUCAUUUGCCUGUUGAAUCCGGCUUAUUUGCUUUGGGUGGUGAAAGGGAAGUUGUGAAGGCUGACUCUGGAACGUUUUGUACGCUUAGAGCUGUUCAAGCUAUAACUAUAUCAUAGAGGUUGGUGUUUUACACACCACCUGAAGAAAUGUUCCUUACAAGACAUCUGUUUUUAUCCUUCAUACUGGAAAAAAGUAUUUUUAUUACACUUUGACACAUGUAGCAUACUAUUUAUACUGGGAAAACUAAGGCAAAUCAGCAGACAUUACUUAAAAAGCUAAUUUAAUUAGCUAAAUAGUCAACACUUUUAACCAACAGCAGUCAUAUCUAUUUAACAAAUGAAAUAAGAUUCUACUGUAAGUGAAAGAUUUUAACCAUUUUAGAGAAUUGUAUGAGUUUCCAAUUCAUGUGGAUAUGACUACAUGUACGUAUAAGAGUAAAGAGUCCUCUACAUGUUUACUGUAGGCACAGUGCUGGCUGUAAUUUAAUCUCUCUCCCUCUCUCUCUCUCUCCCCUCCCUUUCUCUCUCUCUCCCCUCCCUUUCUCUCUCUCUCUCCCUCUCUCCCUCUACGGGUUGAUUGCAGAGAUUUAUGAGAAGGGUUAAAGGCCAGAAUCAGGCAGCCUGUAAUUUCACGUUCAGCCUGUGGAGGAAGUACUGUAUGCCACAAUUAGAGAUUUUCAGCCUAGAAACCGUGAGUCUGAAAGCUGGAAUGAGGUUGGGUUGCAAACACUCCUUGUUUAUAUUUCUGAGAUGUACUUGCUUGGUUUUAUUUUGAGAUAUGAUUUUCAUGUAAAUGUACAUGUACAUGUGUUGUUGGUAUAAGUGAAGGAUUUAAUUGUGCCCAUGUGUUGGUGGGCUUACUGUCUUAAUAUCGGACCUGAAGUGAUCCUUAGCCCUUUUUGUCUUUAACUUCCUGCACCGUUAGGUUCCUAUUUGUCCAAUUUCUGCCUAGUUUUUCAGAUUACCUGAUUUCCUCAACACCCAAAGUGUGUGUGUGAGUGUGUGUGUGUGUGUGUUUGUAUUUGUGUAUUUACUGAUGAUUCAAAAGCAUAAAAGCACACACAUAAUGUUUUAAAAUCCAUUGAGGCUUUUAUCCGUGAGAGCAUUGAACAUACUUCAACACACACCCCCACUGCAGCAUUCAGAUUUGGCAACUUUCUCAAAUUAAUCAUUUUUAUAUUUGUGUGUGCGAGAUAUCAUUUUUUCGCAACAAAAAUAAGAAAAAAACAGCUGACCUGGGUCAGGCCUCUUCCUGUGUCUGUGGGUUAAGGUCUGGCUCUGCUGGGAAUCGGAUUCUUAAUGCCGUUUCACUAGGCAUCCAAACCAUCAUCUCAUAUUUCUUUAUUGUCUCAACUGAUGUGAAAGUGUCUACCUAUGCUUCCUAGUGAUUUGUACAGUGGCUUCUGUUUUCUCAGACUGUGACUUUUGGAGGAAAAAAAAGAAGUUGCAUGUGUGAUGUUUUAAGAAAAUGAUUGUAAAUCUAUCCUCAGCAGUACUCUUACAGAAAUUUCAGAUUUCAGGACAGUUGCCGCAAAUUUGAAAAGGUCAUUUUUUUCACAUGCAAAUUUGGUAUCUGGUAAACAGUUGCAGUUAACUUUGCAGCAAUGCCAUAUGCAAAUUGGGUUUGUCACCAGAAAUUCACUGUAAGUUUGCCAUUAUUGCUAAAGUCUGGCAAAUAUUUUUGGUGAACGAUCUUUUAUCCCAACAAAUCACCUACAAAUUUGCUGCAAAUCUGCCACAAACAUUUACAUUUUGUAAGGGUAAUCUUUUUUGAUAUCUCAGAAUUAAAUUUUGCACAAGUCUUCUCAC
This is a messenger RNA of Sardina pilchardus (European sardine), 6540 nucleotides long. RefSeq names its product cingulin b (gene cgnb). Lineage: Eukaryota; Metazoa; Chordata; Actinopteri; Clupeiformes; Clupeidae. Gene Ontology annotation, biological process: microtubule cytoskeleton organization. The coding region runs from base 190 to 3813 and encodes 1207 amino acids. The transcript has 21 exons. Gene Ontology annotation, cellular component: myosin complex; bicellular tight junction. The record is from RefSeq and is a predicted model, not a curated record. Gene Ontology annotation, molecular function: microtubule binding.